AUGGACCCCCCCGAUGCGACACCUCAGGGUCGCGCCUCGUCUCAGACUCACGAAUCGCAGCUUUUACAAUGUAUCAAGCCUCUGCGGAAGAGACGCUGUCGACGCAUCAUUCAACCUUCCAAGAACUCACUCUACGACUUGAUGCAUGAGCAUGCAGGCACCUCACUCUUCGUACGCCCCAUCUUCUGGACCAGCAUACAUCUCGAUGUCCUAGGGGUGCGCUUUGCAGAGCUCCCAGUUUGUGACUCGCGUCUGCCAGAGGACAUUCCCGGUUCGCCCCCAUCAAAGGGUCAUAUGCGACCGUCACAAAAGAUCCGGACUCUCAGCAACGCGCUCACUGAUAUUCUCUUGCCUGGAACACAACAUCCCGUGCUAAGUUCGAACGCGAUCCGAACCAUUAUGCAUACGCUCUGGCCAGGAUCGUUCAAGGAAUCGAAACUGAUGCCCGAAUUGCACCUGUACGUUGGGGGUCGCAUAUAUCGCGAUUCGGUUCGUGCACAAGUCAUGUGGAAUUUCCCUUCUGAGUUGCCUGGAACAUCGCAAAACUCUUUCGAGUCGAUAUCCACAGUACCGGCGGAGUCGUUUGGUAUCAUUUCCCCUUCCAGUUCAAACCCACACAACCCAACAGAUCUCCCGAUGAUGUGCUAUAUCGGUAAAAAUCACAUCGCAACUAUUCGGAAGAACUUGUUUCGAAUCGUCCCGGGUCCCCAGAAUGUCCCCAACGGGCCUGUUCAAAGACUUCAACAGCUAAGAUCAAAGAUGCUCAUGCCUGCCAACCCUGAUCAAGACCCUCAUCUUGUCGGCAUCUUCUUGGCCAUGGCCCAACGCCAUUUUUACGGCCUGCCCGCGACGCACGGGAGAAGAUUUUCUCCCUGGCGACCGCCAAAGGAAAUCUCGACCCGUCCCAACUUUCGAGAUCUCAAGCUUCGAAUACUCACCCAUGAUAUCGAGACAUCUGAAUUCAUCAUUUAUACUGCUGUCGUGACAGCUCAGUUUUUGGAUAGAUUCCAUAACCCGUUCAGGGUUCCUGCGGGAUCUGAUGAAUCAGAACUGCCCCAAAUGGACAUCAGUUAUACCAGAGUCCCAAUCUGGCCAAUUCUUGGCUUGCGGGAGCGAUUCGGGAAGGCUUUGGGUCAAGAUGUGGUGGGAUAUUUUUCUCCAGACAAGGUUGAGACCUGGGAGGUCGACCCUGAACCUACGGAACCCGCCGCAUCCGUUGACUCCACAGCAGCUGUCAAACGGAAGCAUGAGUCACUCAACGACGUCCUCAAUGUAAACUAUGAAGGGGAAACGAGUGAGUCCGAAGCGGAUGAGCCAGCUCUUAGCGCAAAGAAGAGAUGCCUUAGUGAGGGAUCUCCUAUAGGAGUUGUGGUGUGA
This is a messenger RNA of Clonostachys rhizophaga, 1377 nucleotides long. NCBI's taxonomy places the organism in Eukaryota, Fungi, Ascomycota, Sordariomycetes, Hypocreales, Bionectriaceae. The record is from the annotation of a GenBank genome assembly.